UGCCCGCCCCGUGCCGUUGGCGCCUGCGCAGUGGCGCCGCUGCCCUGAGGGGGGCUGUUUCUCCAGCUGGGCGACUGUUUACAGCUGCGGGGGGGCGAGAAACUCGGCGUGCGGAGGAAGCGAGCGGAGGCCUGAGGGGCGGCGGCGGCAGUUGGCGCUGGAGGAGCAGAAUUGGUUUUUGAAUUUGUUAGCGUGGACAAUGGGAGGUGCUGUGAGCGCAGGAGAGGACAAUGACGAGCUAAUUGAUAACCUGAAAGAGGCUCAGUACAUCCGGACAGAGCUCGUGGAGCAGGCCUUCAGGGCUGUCGACCGGGCAGACUACUACCUGGAGGAGUUUAAGGACAAUGCGUACAAAGACUUGGCAUGGAAGCAUGGGAACAUCCACCUUUCUGCUCCCUGCAUUUAUUCGGAGGUCAUGGAAGCCCUGGAUCUGCAGCCUGGGCUUUCCUUCUUGAACCUGGGAAGCGGCACUGGCUAUCUGAGCUCCAUGGUUGGGCUCAUCUUGGGCCCUUUCGGCGUUAACCAUGGCGUAGAGCUUCACUCUGACGUUAUAGAAUAUGCAAAGCAGAAGCUGGACUUCUUCAUCAGAACCAGUGACAGCUUUGACAAGUUUGAAUUCUGCGAGCCUUCCUUUGUCACCGGCAACUGCUUGGAGAUCUCUCCAGACUGCUCUCAAUAUGACCGUGUCUACUGUGGUGCGGGAGUCCAGAAGGAGCAUGAAGAUUACAUGAAGAACUUACUGAAAGUUGGUGGGAUCCUCGUGAUGCCAUUGGAAGAAAAGCUGACAAAGAUAACACGAACUGGCCCUUUGGCCUGGGAGACGAAGAAGAUCUUAGCUGUUUCCUUUGCUCCUCUGAUCCAGCCCAACCACGCAGAUUCAGGGAAGUCAAAACUUGUUCACUUGCCACCAGUGAUGGUCCGCACGCUUCAGGACCUUGCACGCAUUGCUAUCCGCAGCACCAUUAAGAAGCUGAUUCACCAGGAAACGGCGGGCAGAAACGGCAACGGCCUCAGGAACCCGCCGAGGUUUAAGCGAAGGCGCAUCCGCCGCCGCCGCAUGGAGACCAUCGUCUUCUUGGACAAAGAGGUCUUUGCCAGCCGGAUCUCCAACCCCUCCGACGAUAACAAUUGCGAGGAGUUGGAGGAGGAGGAGAGCAAGUUGGAAGAGGUGGAAAAAGCUGUCCCUGAACUGAAGCCCGAGCCUCCUAUAAAUGUCCUGAGAGAGAAGGUCUUGAGCCUGCCUCUGCCUGACCCUUUGAAAUAUUACCUGCUUUAUUACAGAGAGAAAUAAAGGUCACUGUCAGCAUCAAGCAGAGAGGUAGGCAGGACAAUAAAACAACUCAGUAGGGCUUGACAGAUGUAUGCCACUUGCUUGCCUGUUAAUGUGACCACGCAUGGUGGUAAGCUGGCCGGGGGAACAUGGCUGCCGUGUACUUAAAAUGUGAUAGCAUUUUUCAGAUUCCUUCCCUUGGUUAGUGUGCUCCAGUUUUGUCCUACAGCAGAGCUUCCUCGGUUGGGGGUGGGGGGUGGGGGCAGGCUGGCAGCAAAGCGUUCAGCUGCUUACUGAAAUGAGGGUCUCAUUCAGUAGCGGAGGGAAACCAACUUUGCCGAGACAUCUCUGGAUUUCUCAACUAUUGUUUUUUGCCAGGUGGCGGAUUCAGAAUCAUUUUGGGCAGCACCCUAAAAGUGGAAAUCGGGAAGAUGACAGACUCUCACCCACAAAGUCUAGUCUCCUCCAAAAGCCCACAAAAAAGCACAAUUUUACAAAAAAAAGUACAAAAUUGUGGGUUUGGUGUAUGUGCGAUGCCCAGGUAAAGCUGUUGUUUUUAAAUCAGCAGGGGCUUGGUUUAGGCAAACACUUUUUUUUACAAGGGAGGUUACCCUCUAAGAGUAUCAAUAUGGCCUCCUAAAAAACUCAUUAACAGAAUUCCUAUUUGAUAGGAGAGAGAGAAAUGGGCAUUGUGAGGUUGAAACAGAAAUAAUUAAGAUGCAGUGCUUUAUGCUGCAAAACUCACUUUCUUUCUCCCUCUCUUCUUUUUUUUUUUUUUUUUUUUUCGUUUGACUUGAUGGCAUGAAAAACUUGCUGGGCUCAUCCAGUUUGUGGUUUCAUUCUCUGAAAGGAUAUUAAGUGGUUAGGGAGAGCAGUAGAGGGGGGAGGAAGUGCAGAGACUGAUUAGUAUUUAAAAAGCCAUCAGACCUGUCUGAAGGUCUGUUGCAGGAGUGCUGAAUCGGGUAUGUAAUAUUGACAGCUGUGAAGUUCUUUUUUUAAUUGGGGUAAGCACCUCAUCACUUGGAAGGUGGUUCUUUUUUUUUCAGAGAGUGCCCAGAAUCUGGAAUCAAUGUUUGGUUUUUUUAAAGAAAACCUAAAAGGCUAGGUGCAUAGUGUUGUCAUUGACCCAGCAGAGACCUCCGCUGCAACAAAGGGACUAGGUGACUCUUUGUGUAGGUUUUUCUAGGCGAAAGGCAUAUAAUUAUACAGCCUCAUUCAUCUUAGUUUGAUUUUGUCCCUUUUCACCAGUUACACAGCUAUACUUUAGUUUGACAGUGUACAAAGAUGUGUUAGACUGCUCCAUGGCACACCUACUUAAAUUAUUUCUCUAGCGUUGGUAAGUAAUCUUUAGCCUAGGAAUUUGGAGUGAGAAAAGAAGGAAGGAAGAGUGGAUCUUGUUGAAAGUCUAGGAUUUUCCUGUAAGUUGAAAUGCUAGGGACUAAAUGCAAUUUUCCCCCAAAGAAAUUAAAUGCAAUUCUUUUGGUCCAUUUUAUAGUCUUUAGAGUUUCCUAUUCAUCUUGUAAAAUGGUAAUCUCAUUGGCAUUUUCAUCUCAACUUGCAAAUAGACAAAUAAAAAUUGUCCCACAUAGGAGUCGAUCAUCUCCCACAUGCAUAUGUGAAUCCAUACUUAAGGAUGCAAGUGUCUUUCUUAUCCAGCCCAUAGUAUUCAGAGGUGUCCCCAAGCUGUACUCAUGAAAGCAGGGAUCUGCUAUGAUCUGCAGCCCAGACAUUGCAUGUCCAGUGUUCUAUUAUUUCAUUUUGUGUCAUCUGAGAGGUUUUAAGGCAACAAAAACUAAUCCUUUGUAGAGCUCUGGUCCCCAUUUUGCACCUGCAAGUUCAAAAUGCAUCUUACAAAGUAAAAUCUGAAAAGGAACACACCACAGCUGUCGGUCAAAAUCCUUAUGUACUUCUUAGUUCUCCUGUGCUUCAACCAUUCAGCAUUUUAAAUUUAUAUGAAGCUGCCUUAUACCGAGCCAGACUAAUGAUCCACUUAGCCUGGCGUUAUCUUUUGUGGAUGGCAAUGGCUCUUGUAUGGCAUGUGCCUCCCCAGUGAGCAAGACCAGUUUUCAUCUUCCAAAGAGCAGCUUGCCAGAGAAGCUAUGAAGUUGCCCUCCGUAACGUCGACUUAAUUUUCAAAUGAUCUGGUGAACAAGCCUCUUUGAGUUGUCAGCAAAAGAUGCCCCAGAGGGAGGCAAUCUUUCCAUUAACCAUGUUUGACUUCUUUCCCCCUGCAGCGUUAUCAAAGACAUUGUGUAAGGGGUUUUUCCCCCCAUCAUCUUGUCCAUUUUAAAAUCUUCUAGGACUCUCUUUUUUUUUUAAUAGAAAGAUAGGCUCUUGUAGGGCUUUCCCCUCAUUUUGUUUGAAAAUGCAUUCAUGAGUAAUUAUGCUCUGUCCACUUGCUGUGUUAUCGAAAUGCAAAAGUAGCAAAUGUUCGCUUGCGUGUGUACGUGUGCACACACAACAUAAUUGUGAAAUAACGUAGGCUGUAGCAUUGUAACAGGAGGGAAAUUGUCAGUGGUAUUCCUACACACCAGCAUUUACACAAUGUUUAAUCCAGUUCAGUGGUUGUUCUUAGUAAACUAACUGUAGCUGCUGUCAUUGUUAUUAUGAUUAUUAUUUUGUGAAAUCUGUUCAUCUUUUAUUUUGCCCUCGGACAUCAACCGUCUGCAGUUUCACAUACCUGUGUUUAAGCCUCACGUGGUUGUUUCGUAGCUUUCGAUAGGGUCGCCAAGUUGUCCGCACGCAGAAGGAAGCUCUCCUCCAUAGGUUUCGUUCUCAUAUGGUAGCUGAAGAUGUACAUAGCUGUGGAAAUGAAGGUUUGCAGGGGUGGGGAGUACUUUCUGAGGCAUGGAGAAAUGUUGGAAGCAAAUGAUUUAAAAAACAAAUUUUUAUCAAAAUAAAACGUCUUGUGUCAAUAAAUAUGUUCCCAUUGUAAGCCUC
This is a messenger RNA of Podarcis muralis (Common wall lizard), 4210 nucleotides long. RefSeq names its product protein-L-isoaspartate (D-aspartate) O-methyltransferase domain containing 2 (gene PCMTD2). Gene Ontology annotation, biological process: protein modification process. Gene Ontology annotation, cellular component: cytoplasm. Lineage: Eukaryota; Metazoa; Chordata; Lepidosauria; Squamata; Lacertidae. The record is from RefSeq and is a predicted model, not a curated record. Gene Ontology annotation, molecular function: protein-L-isoaspartate (D-aspartate) O-methyltransferase activity.